GAUUUUGUGCUCCCCACAGACUUUGUACGACACUGCCUACCUGACUCUGUACAACAUCAGCUUCACCUCCCUCCCGAUCCUUUUGUACAGCCUGAUGGAACAGCACGUCAGCAUCGACACGCUGCGGAGAGACCCCUCCCUCUACAGAGAUAUCGCCAAGAACGCUCUGCUCCGUUGGCGCGUGUUCAUCUAUUGGACAUUCUUAGGAGUAUUUGAUGCUCUGGUAUUUUUCUUUGGUGCUUACUUCAUGUUUGAAAACACAACAGUGACCAGCAAUGGACAGAUAAUGACCACCAACACACACAUGAUCUUUGGAAACUGGACCUUUGGGACGCUGGUGUUCACUGUGAUGGUAUUUACGGUCACACUAAAGUUGGCGCUCGAUACGCACUACUGGACUUGGAUAAACCACUUUGUCAUCUGGGGGUCCCUGCUGUUCUACGUCGUCUUCUCCCUCCUCUGGGGAGGGAUUAUCUGGCCGUUCCUGAAUUACCAGAGAAUGUACUAUGUGUUCAUCCAGAUGUUGUCCAGCGGCCCUGCCUGGCUGCUCAUCAUCCUGCUCAUCACUGUCAGCCUCCUUCCUGACGUUCUCAAGAAAGUCCUGUGCAGGCAGCUGUGGCCCAGUGCCACAGAGAGAGUCCAG
Molecule: messenger RNA, 643 nt
Organism: Leptonychotes weddellii (Weddell seal)
Lineage: Eukaryota; Metazoa; Chordata; Mammalia; Carnivora; Phocidae
Source: RefSeq, a predicted model, not a curated record